Molecule: messenger RNA, 261 nt
Organism: Acanthoscelides obtectus
Lineage: Eukaryota; Metazoa; Arthropoda; Insecta; Coleoptera; Chrysomelidae
Source: the annotation of a GenBank genome assembly
AUGCAGACCGCCGCGAUCGUGUACAAAAUGGAGACCAAGGAGUAUCGAGGGGCCAUCGUGUCGUCGUCGACGAGUUCGCCGCCCAGCGUGGGGCACAUGCGGCCCCCGCCGCCUCCACCGCCGCCCAAGGUGAAGCCGCCACCCAUGGAAAGCAGGCUCGAGGAGCCCAGCAGCUCUAUUCCAGAUCUAGGUGAGUUGCUCUUUCUUGAACAUAUUUUUAUUUCAGUCUAUCGAGUAGUUCGAUCAAAAUGUACAAGCUAA